GAACAUCAGGUAAGGUAACGGUUUAACGGAUUUAAUGCUAUAUAAGUAGCCUACAACUUUACUGAACGGCGAGCAAAAAUGUGCUUCUUAAACAGAUACAGUAUGACUGACUGCAGUAUUUUGCCGAUAGUUUACGUUGUUUUUUGAUACUAUACACUUUAAAUCCUCUGCCUGAAAAGGUGUAUUGAUUUCUGAAUGAGAAUGUCUGAAAGGGUUGUCGUUAAAAAGAUUUUAGAAGCGGAAAGCGCAGACGAACUGAAUGCUAACGAAAGUGAAAGCACAGCUUCAAAUGUGUUUGAAACUUAUAUAACUACCGUGAGUAAAAUCGGAAAAGAGACAGCACCUGCGAAAAAGGUUGGAAGAGUUGUUCUGCCAGAACCACUGGGGAGAUUUCGUAGUUCGCGAGUUCGUAACAUAGAUGCUCUUGGUAUGGAAUCGAUUCUAAAUUCCAUGGGCCAUGGUCCCACUCAAUCAACACAACAUAGAAACUUAAUUGUCGGAAACGUACAUGAUGUUUGUGGUGUUUGCAUUGCCCAACUAAAAUUCACUUGAAUACAUGAUUGGCGUUUUGUACCUAAUCGGUUCAGUAACGAAGAUUGGAAACGAUUAAAGGAAAAAAUGUAAAAACUUCUUUUUUAUCCAUAUUUAGCGUGGCCAAAAUCUUUGUAAAAGCUAUACAUAUUUUUUACUAAUUCUGCCGGAAAGGGGAAUACUUCAUAAAAUCCGCUCACACCAAAGUAUAGCUUUUUGAACUGUCAUUUUAUUGCACUUUUUAACAGAAAUUGUAGAUUCUACAGAGUGGUAUUUUUGCUGUAUACAGUUAUAAGGUAUUUUUUGACAUUUCUUGCAACGUAGCCUACAUGCGCUUAUUUUCUUCCAACUAAACAUAAAUAUGUUUUUAACUGUAAGCGUGUUUUAUCAACUGUUGUUUUGUCGCUAUAUAUCCUCCAUUUUUGUUUAAAACAUUUUAAACUUUUCGCUACCGUAAUCGAAGAGACAAAUAAAGUUAUUAAUAUUAACGGUGUGCUUAUUAUUACGCUGUGCGUUUUUUUAUGUUUCCUGUUUUCUUCUAAUAUUUAUUUUAUUUAUUCUAAACACAACGUUUAUAGAAGUACGGAGCAUCAUAUAAUGUUGUGUUAAAACAACCCGUUUUACUCCAAAUUUUUAAUCACCUAAUUAAACAAACAACGAUGAAAAAGUCAACAGAUUUCACUUUACAACCGUUGAUAGGCAAAACAGCCAGACGGAAAUUUAUCUUCAACUUUUGUAAAAUGUACAUACUCCAUAUGAUCGACAUAUUUCAACUUUUUCUCCGAGCAUAACUUUUCAACAUUUUUUACGAAUUGUUGGCCGUAUCCUUCUGUGGUUUUCAAUCUUCUUGUAAUCAGUAGUAAACCACCUCGUUUGAUAACGUUGAUUAUUCC
Molecule: messenger RNA, 1424 nt
Organism: Ciona intestinalis (vase tunicate)
Lineage: Eukaryota; Metazoa; Chordata; Ascidiacea; Phlebobranchia; Cionidae
Source: RefSeq, a predicted model, not a curated record